Molecule: messenger RNA, 1914 nt
Organism: Cuscuta europaea
Lineage: Eukaryota; Viridiplantae; Streptophyta; Magnoliopsida; Solanales; Convolvulaceae
Source: the annotation of a GenBank genome assembly
UGCUCUUUACCUUUUGGUGUUGCUUUCCUUCUUUCCCAAAUUUGUUUUCUUUUUCGAUUUGCAUCCCAUUUCGUAUUUGACCCACCGCUCAUAGCCGCCUCCCUCGAUACUUUCUUUCACCUCCGCCGCUGCCGUCCCGAACCAGAGUUUUCAUCACUUCAACUGACGAGCAAGCUCUUGAAAAGUAAUUUGCUGAUUCAGAAAUAUCCUUGCCGCCACAUCCCACUGUAAUUUCUUCAUGUUCUUCUUGUUUUUUUUUCAUUCCGGCUUACUGUUCCUAGACACGUGAAUAGAAAUAUAUGGAAUAGAACUUGAAGGAUUUGUUUAUACUUAUCUGAUUGUUGCAUAUCUGAAAAUUUGAAAUACUCCGUAUAUAUAAAUGGUUGUUGAUUAAUACUCCUUAACUCGCUUUUGCCCCCUUCUGUCUACGGUCUCUUACUCAUGAUUCUAUAGGUUUGGGAAUUUAUGAUUUGGGGUUUAAAGGGAAUGAAUAUAUGAUGAUAUUAUUGAUUGAAGAUCAUGUUUUAAUUCUCUAGCUUAAGUAUCACCUUGGAUUUGCAGAGUUAUGUGUGGAAAUUUCUUGAUGGAAUUUGAAGUUUUGUGAUUGUAUUAGCAAAAAAGUUUGCCCAAUUUGAAAUGGAGAACCCUAACAGACAGAUGGGUAGUUUGGGGGUGAAUAGGACGGGGAAGAACAUAAAGAAGAGUCCAAUACACCAACCCAAUUUCAGCCACCCAAACACCGGAGGUUCUUCUAGGCCUCAACCCCAGCCCCAAGUCUACAAUAUAAACAAGAAUGAUUUCAGGAGCAUAGUUCAACAGCUGACAGGGUCACCUUUACGUGAACAAAUCCUGCCCCGACCACCCCAAAACUCACCCAAACCACAAAGUACAAGGUUGCAAAAGAUUAAGCCUCCCCCUUUGACGCCCAUAAACCAUCCCCGGAUUCCUGUCCACCCGUCGCCCCCACAUCAAUAUGGGCAACCACCAUUCAUCCCAACUGAUGUUUGGGGAAAUCGGGCAGAGUCUCCCAUUUCAGCUUAUAUGCGGUACCUACAGACUUCAAUUGUAGACCCAGUGGGGCCUACUAGGCAAGGGAACCCAUUGCCAUCUGGAUUGUUUCCUAAUCCUCAUUUACCUCCACCUGGUCUAUCCCCUAGAUACAGUCUUCUGUCCCCACGGAUCACUCCUCUUCCUUUUCCAUCUCCACAGGGACUACCAUUUCUGCCCUCCCCAACUUCUCAGUUCCUUAUGCCUUCCCCUUCAGCGGGGGGUUUCUUCAAUUUGUUGUCCCCCUCCCCGCAGUCACCUUAUCCAUUGCUUUCCCCGCCAGGCAUUCACCAACCCCCGCCAUUGUCACCUAAUUUCUCUUUUUCUUCAGGAGGCCAGACAGGUAUUCUUGGUCCUGGGCCCCAUCCUCCACCCUCUCCUGGUUAUGGGUUUCCGUUGUCCCCUUCUGGAUUCUUCCCCCAUACAAGUCCUAGAUGGAGGGUUUAAUAGGAUUAAGAGCCCACCCAUUUUGGUUGAAGGGCAAACUGAACCUGCUGAAUUUUCUGAAAGGAGAAGUGUUGGGUAAAUCGGAUUUCACUCAAAGGAUACUUUUAUUCAGAAUAUGCUGAUUAAUGUGGCGAAACCGGGUUUAAAGUACUAUUCAGGAGCAUAUGUGGAAUCGGUAGCAGUUGUAGCAGCAGUUGUAACCCACCAGUUUAUUCCGGAUGUAAUUUGUGAGGAUGUAGGAUAGUGGAAUUUAUAGAUGCAUGUGAUCCUCUUUAUAUUCAUUCAGUGAAAUACUAUUGAAUUGUAUUUGUCUUUUAACUUUUUACAUUCCAUAUGUACAUGGAAAGUGUUGUCCUUUAUUUGGCGCAUUUCAUAGUAUUUCAUAAACCAACUGCAAGGCCGAGGGCCCUCUUGUCAAGG